GAAGAUGGGCGCGAAGCGCCCUCUAAGGCUAGAAAGAAGGGCGCGAAGCGCCUUGAAUUUCUAGUCUUGUAUAUACAUAAACAGUUCAUUGCUAGCAUUCAUCUUGUAUAUACAGAAACAGAUAUUAAGUAUUCAUGUUUUUUUCAGAUAAUAUGUAUUUACUUAAAAAAUAUUUAGCGAUUAUGUUAUUUUUCUUGGCAAGUUGUCAAGAUACUGUUCUUGAAAACCGGGUUGAUUCCCCUCAAGAUGGUGUACAGCUGUACGGAGUUGAGAUGGGUAAUGUACAGACGCACAUUCAUGUACAGAAUAACAAACAUGUACAGCAAGAUCAAUUUGAUGUUGAAAAUAAAUCAACCAUUCAAAAUGAAGUGCAGCAAAUGGCUGAUGUACAGCUGCAGAAUGAGGUACAGCAAAUGACUGAUGUACAGCUACAGAAUGAAGUACAGCAACUAAAUGAAAGCAAUCUGCUUCCAAACAAUUUAGAGAAACAACAAAAUCAAAAAGUUGAUCCCGUCCUGGCAUCUUCAAUUCAAGAUUUUGCUCAAAUAAACGCUAAUCUAAAGGAAAAAUAUAAAGCAGUCGGGCAAGCUUCAGAUCUCUCAAGCAUGGUUCGAGAAAUGGUAAACUCUCUUUCUGGUGUUCAGGAGCGGGGAGAAUCUAUGAUGAAAAAUAUUUUGGUUCAUCAGAAACGAUUAAAGUACAUUACAGCAGAAAUUAAACAGAGACAGAAGUAUCUAACACAGCUUAAUAUUCAGGUUGAUGCAUUCGAAGAGAAAAGAGAGAAUCUUUUUCAAGAGAUAUCUGACUUAGAAAUAAACAAGAACAAAACCAAAAUAGAAAUUUUUAAUGCUAACAGAGAAAUUCAGGGUAGAAAAUUAGAAAAUGAAGAGGAAAUGAUCAGAUUAGCUGAAGAGUUAAAUAGUUAUGAAACAAGAAUAUCGGAAGCUAGAAAAAUUUUAAGUGAAAUAGAAGAGAACAGUAGACUAAAAAAGGCGGAGCUAAUGGAAAUACCAGAAUCAAAGCUUACUGCAGAACCAUCACAACUAAAGAGUCCAGUUCCCGUAGAAAUCCUUGUUCCUGGGUUCCUAAUAUCUCUUAUUCUCAAUCUGCUCAUGGGAGGCCAGGUAUUAAACCUUUACAGUCUGGAGGAGCUUGCGCAGGUUGCCGCACUAAGUAUUAAACCCAACACAAUCGAAGACGACGAUCCUCUUGAACAGCUGGCGCAGAUUAAGAUGGAGAAAGAAAAGAUUUUUGGAAAGAAAAGUGAAUAUUUGAGAAGAAAAAAUGUAAAUUUCAGCAAAAAUAAAUUAUAAAACCUUGAUCUUUUUUAUUGACUUUUUAAUGAUGCGAAUCUAUAAGGAAAAUGAGAUGUCUCUUUAAAGGUUGUUUUCUUGUGAGGCUUACAUUUUUUCUAUUCUUAAUUUCUUUUAACUGAUCUGAGUUUGUUCAGCUGUCUUUUGUUAGAGUACAAAUUAUCUUGCUCUAAACACGGUGCAAUUACUCUUUAAGCCUCAAAUCAAAUCAAAUAUUUAUCACAUGUAGACAAAUAGAUUAUGACGUACAAUAGGUUGCAACGCGGAAUGCGUACACUCUCAAGUCUCAGUACAACUGUAUCUACGUGUCACAAGUGUAAAUUCAAUUUUUAUGUCUGAAAAAAAUUGAAAUAAGAGUGAUAAUCUUAGACUGAAGUGCUUAUUCUUCAGUGAAAUUAAAGCAAUUUCAUGUUUUCUUUAUUUUCUGUUUUUACACUUUUUCAUCCAAUGUUCUAUUGACUAAAUAAAGGGGUUAAAACUGAUAUUGUUUGAAUAUAUAACGUUGAAACAUAUUUCAGAAAUGUGAAAUGACAUAUUCGGAAAGGGCUUUGGAAAGGUUUGAUGGAGCUAAACCCCUCAGAUUUGGGGGAAAUACAGGCAACAGGAACAGAUUUAAUAGAAGAAAAAUGAAAACCCACAAUUCAUGAGCAGGCAAAGCUGAGUUCCCAGGCUAGUAGAAGAUAAAGAAGAAGAAGAGAAGCACAAUGUCUAAUAUAGAAGAGCUAUCCCGAAAGGGCUGGAAGAGUAAGUGUGAGGUCUGCCAGGUCCCAAUGGAAAAGAACCGAAUACAUUAUGGAGGUAUAUCCUGUUAUUCCUGCAGAUCUUUCUUCCGUCGCGUAACUAAAUCUAACCUUGACAAGCAACAGUGCAGGUUACUCGGUGAUUGUAAUAUAACAGAAUGGAGGAGAAGAAAUUGUAUACCCUGCAGAUUUUCACAUUGUUUGUCAGCUGGAAUGAACAUGGAAUUGGUCUUAUCAGAGGAGAAAAAGAAAGAGAGAUUCAAGAAAAAAUUUGAGUUCUUCCCUCUAAAACCAUGGUCGGAAAAGUUUCCUGGAUCUAAGUUGAAACGCCGUGAAUGUAUGACAGAGAAUGACCGUUACAGGACGGACAGGAACCGGUACAGGGUGGAAAGAGACCGUUACAAGGCGGACACAGAGGAACAGAAUCAAUCAGAGGCUAUCCGCCAAGCUUUAAUGUCCUCUAAAACCUCAUUAGAUUUGACUGAAAAACCUGCCUGCGGUCUUUAUCAAGAUCCUAAAAACCCCUCUAGACCUAAGAGUUUGACCAAAUACUAUGACAAUUCAAAAAGUUUCGAGAAAUUUUUAGACCGAUCUUCUUUUAAAAAGGAAUAUAAUCUGAAUGUUCUUGUACCGGAUAUUACAUUGCAUGUACCGUUGAAUAUUGAACCUAAUAAUACUACCGAUCUGCCAGUCUAUGUACAUAAAAAGUUUGGUAGUGCUGCUGUACCAGAUUGCAGUACAGUUAUAAGUCUGAAUAAAGUUAGAAAAGUUAGUGUUAUUAUGUGUCCAGUUAAACUUACUAUUUAAAGAUGAUGGAAAAGUUGCAAUUAUUGUAUUGACCUUGGAAAGCCAAAUAUAGUUUUGAAAAUAAUAAAUAAUUAUUUACAUUUGGAGAAUAAAAAUGAUGAAAGAUUA
This is a messenger RNA of Eurytemora carolleeae, 2968 nucleotides long. RefSeq names its product spindle assembly abnormal protein 6 homolog. The transcript is spliced from 20 exons. Bases 135 to 1313 code for a protein of 392 amino acids. Lineage: Eukaryota; Metazoa; Arthropoda; Copepoda; Calanoida; Temoridae. The record is from RefSeq and is a predicted model, not a curated record.